Messenger RNA from Lichtheimia ornata, 2916 nucleotides. RefSeq lists its product as uncharacterized. The record is from RefSeq and is a predicted model, not a curated record. Gene Ontology annotation, biological process: Ras protein signal transduction; positive regulation of GTPase activity. Gene Ontology annotation, cellular component: plasma membrane. Bases 1 to 2916 code for a protein of 971 amino acids. Lineage: Eukaryota; Fungi; Mucoromycota; Mucoromycetes; Mucorales; Lichtheimiaceae. Gene Ontology annotation, molecular function: guanyl-nucleotide exchange factor activity. The transcript has 9 exons.
AUGACAAGUGUAGCACCCAACUCAACUACGAACAUAGCUGACACCUGCUCAUUCGAUCCCACCAACAACAAUCAUCAACACUACGCACCACCUCAUCACCAUCAUCAUCAUCAUCACCAUCGACCACCUACACCAAAUGAUGCUUCUUAUGAAUUUGCGUCAUCAUCAACUCCAAAAAAUGGUGCGAAUGCUCUUAAACUACUCUUCAGUAAUCGAUGGGGAUCACAUACGCCAGCACCUAAGAAAUCUCGUUCGCUCAAGGACAUGUUUUAUACUCAAUUAUCGAACGCAUCCAUGUCAUCACAUAAGCAACGGAAAGGAUCUCUACAAGAUGCCAGUAUCUAUGACAACGAGUCGGCUACGUUGGGAACGGUUUCUGGAUAUUAUAGCUGCUCAGCCUCUAUCAAUGAAAACGACGACCCCCAAAACAGCCAUGUGGAUUCACUUUCAGGGCAGCUAUCUUACCAGCCUAAUAAUGAGGAUCCAACGUCAUCAUUACCAUCACCUCCACCAUCAGCAAAGAACGUGUCAAAGAUAUACCAUUAUCAACAUCAUCAUCAUCCUCCACCACUUGCUCGUGUACCGAAAAUGUAUCAGGAUCCAAUGCCCUCAUCCUCCUCUGAAGACACGCUAGUCGUAUCAGCAUCUGAAUCGUCAAUACGCACCGAAGUUGACAUGGAUCCAUCCAAUCAUACUCUUUCCAUAUCCACAUCACAUCCCACUGGAUUGACGAUCGAUCAUCCUGAAACAAGUCGACUACCACGUUCACCAAGUACUUUAUCAGCCAUUCACACUGAGCAUGCGCAACCAACUUUUGUAUCAUCACAACCUCGUCCCUAUGAUAAUCCACACGUUAUUCCAGAAGAUGUCUCCCAGCAGCAGCAACCACCAUCCUCUCAUUUGGCUCCACCUCCACCACCUCCUUCAACUAUAGGAGCGACUCGCUCGUUGAAGCAUUUUCGAUCCGAGAGUGAUCUUGCACGACUCAAAAACAUGUUCACGCCAACAUCAACAAAGGGACGAUCAGCACAUGAUCGACAUCCAAAAUUCCAUCCACAGCAACAAUCAAAUACGGGCUUGUCAUCUGCUAGAAUGUCUCCCACUGGCAGCAACAGCACAACAUCAUCCAAUAGCACCAAAACUCUAGUACCACAAAGAACAAGUAGUCUACACAGCUCCACAUCAACUGUAACGGUGAAUAGUGCAAAUGACAAGGAUUCAAGUAGUAGUGGUGGUGGUGACAAUCAUUCUUGGGGUCUACUACGAAGUCUACGUAAGAAUUAUUCCUCAGUCAAUUUACGACAAGCUGCCAAGGACGAAGCUUUACGAGAAACAUCGUUCGACACCACCUCGCUUUAUGGUUACUCCUUGGGCAAAAGCAUGCCAUCCAAUCGCCAUGAUUCAACCAUCCACGUAUCAGAAAAUGGCCACGACGUAUUGAUCAUGGAGAGCGUAUGUGGGAAAACCGAGGUUGUGGCUGGAACACAAGAAAGGCUUUUUGCUCGCUUGGCGGAUGAAGGUGUUCAAGACCUUGAUUAUGUGGACACUUAUAUUCUGAAUCAUUCCAAAUUUACAUCAUCCGCUGAUUUGCUGGAGAAUCUCAUGGCUCGUUUUCACAUGGAAACGCUUCCUGACAGCCAACACUAUUCCAAGCGUUGUAUACAAGUCAAAGUCCUUAACGUCAUAUCAAGAUGGGUCAAGCUACAAUAUUUCGAUUUCAAGAAGAAAGGGAUACUACAGACGCGACUUGAAGCCUUUUUGAAUGGAGAUGUUGAACGAGCUGGUUUCUCAACAGAGGCAAAAAUGAUCAAGGAUGCAUUGAAUCUCCAGAUAUCAAAGCAUAGUCGCCGACGCCAUUCAUUGCUUGCUAUGAGUUCACAUUCCUUGACAUCCUUUGGCAGCAAUAGAAGCGCAACUGGAUCACCACCACCCCAACGUCGUACAUCACCUACUACAAGCAUUUUUUCAUUUGCUCAGCAGUCGUCGCAUCAACAACCCAGUAACAUGACAACACCUCCCACAUCUCCUAUGUCACCCAUAUACAAAAUGUCUUCUCAGGAUGAUACCACCUCCAUUCUUCUGUCUACCGAUUCCAAAUACAUUGCACGGUAUUUGACGCUGGCCGACUUUUACCUGUUAAAGUGCAUUACCGGAUACGACUACUUGAAUGGGCUCUGGAGAAGACAACAAAAGGAUGACCAACAAGAAGCCCAUGAUGGCUGUUGUUACAUUGACCUAAUGACCAAACGGGCGAAUAUGCUCACACAUUGGAUCAUGCACGAGCUGUUGUCAAUCAAGGGGAACAAGCAACGUCGUACAGGGUUACGUCGUGUCAUUGACAUUGCCAAGCAUUGUGUAGAGUGGAAUAAUUAUCACACAGCCAUGGUGAUUACGAUGGGAUUGGCUAGCACGCCUGUUCAAAGGAUGCAAGAGACAUGGGAAUCAUUAUCAAGUCGAGACAUGAACGCUUACAUGUCCUUGCAACGGCUUUUGGAUGUGAGCAACAAUAUGAGCCAUUAUCGUCAAGCGUUUUCCAAAAAGGUGGUCAAGAAAACAGCAGCACCUGCAGUGCCAUUCUUCCCACUUGUACUCAAGGAUUUGACAUUUUACAUGGAUGGCACACCUACUAUGAAGCAAUCCUCCACCGCUGGAAACGUACCAUUGAUCAACUUUGUCAAGUUUCGUGCCGUUACCAAGUUCGUGCAAGGGAUCCUUAGCCACACUCAUGAAAAUUACUGGUUCGCAGGCGAAUUAGACCAUUUGGCUUUCUUUCCAGGCAUGCACCAAAACGAAGCAGCUUUUUCAUCAGCGGCCGGUCCGCUCGAUCCUGUCGCAGAGGCUAUUGAAUAUAGAUUACGAGCCGUAGUCGAUUGUUAUAAUGACACUGGGUGUCAUGUUUAUUCAUCUUGUACAUAA